AUGCAGUACCGUUUCCUCGGCGCGACCGGAUUGAAGGUCUCUGCUCUCUCCCUCGGUGGCUGGAUCACCUACGGAGGACAAGUGACUGGUGACGGUGCCGCGGAGUGCAUGGCCAAAGCAUGGGAGUACGGGAUCAACUACUUCGACACUGCGGAGGUCUACGCAAACGGAGAAUGCGAAAAGGCAAUGGGUGCCGCGAUCCAGAAGUUGGGAUGGAACAGGUCUGACUACGUUAUCUCGACCAAGUUGUACUGGGGUGGAGCGGGACCAAACGACAAGGGCUUGAGUAGGAAGCAUUUGCUGGAGGGUAUGAAGAAGAGUUUGGAGAGGUUGCAAUUGGAUUAUGUUGAUAUUGUCAUGGCGCACCGUCCCGAUCCGCUUACGCCUAUGGAGGAGAUCGUUCGUGCGUUCACCAAGAUCGUCAAUGAUGGUCAUGCUCUUUACUGGGGUACAUCCGAGUGGUCCGCGUUCGAGAUCGAGCACGCUCACCAUGUCGCGACCAAAUACAACCUCAUCGCGCCCUCUGUCGACCAGCCUCAGUACAACCUCCUUGAGCGCAACAAGCUCGAGAAGGAGUUUGUGCCUUUGUUCAAGUUGUACGAGUAUGGUACCACCAUCUGGUCUCCCCUCUCUUCUGGUAUCUUGACCGGAAAGUACAACGACGGCAUCCCCGAGGACGGCCGCCUUGCCCGCGAUGACCCCAUCAUGAAGAAAUUCCGUGAUGGUCUCUCCACCGAGGAAGGAAAAGCCAAGCUCGAGAAGGUUCGUAAGCUCACCAAGGUCGCCGAGAAACUCGGUGCCACCACCGCUCAGCUUGCCUUGGCUUGGUGCUUGAAGAACCCUAAUGUCUCUACCGUCAUCACUGGAGCUUCUAAGCCUGAACAGGUCGACGAGAACGUCAAGGCUCUUGAGAUCUUGGAGAAGAUUGAUGAUGGUGUUAUGAAGGAAAUCGACGAGAUUUUCCAGAACAAGCCUGCCGAGCAGGAGUUGUUCGGUCGUUGGGCGUGA
Molecule: messenger RNA, 1008 nt
Organism: Saitoella complicata NRRL Y-17804
Lineage: Eukaryota; Fungi; Ascomycota; Saitoellomycetes; Saitoellales; Saitoellaceae
Product: Aldo/keto reductase
Exons: 1
Coding region: 1-1008 (335 amino acids)
Source: RefSeq, a predicted model, not a curated record